AUGAAUGAACGCCUAAAUAAAAGAUUUGAAAGUGAUAAGAGAAAACGGGAUAUUUGGAGAUUGAAUACCUCUAGAGGGAUUUCACCUCUUAAAACCAUUUCGCGAGACUUCACUAAUAGGCCUGGGGCUGGUCAUAAACUGAUGGCUGUGAAGAUGGCAUCGGCACACAGUGCACGUGGGUUUGGAGGUUCAAAUAACUAUAUUGGUGGGAAUUAUGGGAUGACUUCACAAUAUAUUGGCUUUCGACCUAAAACUAACUCUUCUCCUGGUUGCUUCAAAAAUGAUUACUCAAAUCAUUACAUUCAUUCUGGAAUACUACCAGUCCGCUAUAUAAGAAAUGCAAAGCAGCAAGUUGAAGGCUAUCCCAAACUUCAAAGACUAUGUCGAUUAAAAGAGCAGCAAAUUCGAAAAUAUGCUACUGUUCCUUUCGGAGCACGGGUAAAGACAGAAAAUAUGGUUAAAACAUUGAACUCAUGGGUUCAUAACUACCAUCUUCAGUUUGAUGUAAUUAUGAUAGGUGCCCUUUCUGAGAAUCAAUUAUUGUAUCCAAUUUUAUCACAGCUUCCAAUAGAUAAGCUUGCGGCAAAGCCAGGAUUUUUAUUUAUAUGGGCCUCUACACAAAAGAUAUCCGAGCUUUCGAGGUUACUCAAUGAUCCCAAUUCAUGGGCUAAACGCUUCAGAAGAUCAGAAGAAUUAAUCUUUGUUCCUGUUGAUAAAAAUUCUCCAUACUAUCCAACAGAGGCAAAUAUACCGGAAAAGCAAAUUUUAGAAGAACUGCAAUGGCAUUGUUGGAUGUGCAUAACGGGUACCGUCAGAAGAUCUACAGAUAAAGAAUUAAUACAUUGCAACAUUAAUACCGAUUUUGCUGUUGAAAAUCAGAGUACAGGAAACUCGGCUGUGCCAAAUCAGAUAUAUGAAGUGGCCGAAAACUUUUCUAACUCGACAAGAAGAUUGCAUAUUAUUCCAACAUCGACAGGUCUGGAUCACCCAGUUAAAAUGAGACCCGGUUGGGUAAUUAUUAGUCCUGACGUCAUUCUUGACAAUUUCAAUCCUGAAAGAUAUGGAAAGGAGUUAGGAGCAGUUGGACAGAGGAUUCCGCUAACAAAUGAUAUAGAACAGCUCCGUCCGAAGACUCCAAAUUAG
Molecule: messenger RNA, 1143 nt
Organism: Brettanomyces bruxellensis
Lineage: Eukaryota; Fungi; Ascomycota; Pichiomycetes; Pichiales; Pichiaceae
Exons: 1
Coding region: 1-1143 (380 amino acids)
Cellular component (GO): RNA N6-methyladenosine methyltransferase complex; nucleus
Molecular function (GO): mRNA binding
Source: RefSeq, a predicted model, not a curated record